Messenger RNA from Danio rerio (zebrafish), 1436 nucleotides. The record is from RefSeq and is a predicted model, not a curated record. NCBI's taxonomy places the organism in Eukaryota, Metazoa, Chordata, Actinopteri, Cypriniformes, Danionidae.
AUUUAUUUAUAUUUUUGAUAGGAAGGAGUGAGGCUGAGGGAAGUCGAUAGAGUUCGAAACAGUAGACCUUGGAUUCAGGCUACACACCUGCACAGGUUAAACAAAACAGUCACGGAAAAGAAAUCCUUUGAAUUGACAAACAUGACACCUGAUCUAUGGAUCAUCAGUCAGUCUGACUUAAUGAGCCCUUGUAGAGACUGCUCCACCUGAAAAACGACAUUUCGGUAACGUGAUGCCCACUUAUAUAAUGCCUCUCUCCAGUAUGGGACUGAUGCAGGACUGAAGAGGAUGCUCAAAUACACCUGCUCCAUCAUACAUUAGAUACAACAAUACAGUUACCACUGCUGCAACGGAUAGAGUAGGCUAACCUGUAAAACAGCUUCAUAAACUCGUCAGCUUCCGAAAGCCAAGUGGAAAUCAACGCUAAAACACGCGGAUCAGGGGCAUUUAUGAGAGGAGAGUUUAGCCCUGUCUGAUCCACUGAUCCACCAGGAGGCAAGAUGCCAGUCCAGAUACCGGACGACACCGAUUUCUUAUCUUUUCGAGACCAAUGUGAAAGUCAGGAUGGUUGGGUCAGCCGUUAUAAUAAAGGAUCAGUGACGGUUUGGUGUCGAGACGAGGAGUGCAAAAGUGUGCAGAAACUCAAGAUGAGAAUCGUGUGCAAGGACGUGACAGCGGAGACUCUCUACGAUGUCUUGCAUGACACAAGCUACCGGAAAAAAUGGGACACCAACAUGAUUGACACUUUCGAUAUUGGAAGGCUGACAGUUAAUGCAGAUGUAGGAUAUUAUUCCUGGAAAUGUCCAACUCCACUUAAGAACAGAGACUUUGUCACCAUGCGGUCAUGGCUUCCUCUUGGAAAUGACUAUCUGAUAAUCAACUACUCUGUCAAACACCCGGAAUACCCACCAAAGAAGGAUUAUGUCAGAGCUGUGUCAUUACUAACUGGAUACUUGAUCCAAUCCAAUGGAGCAAACAGCUGUACUCUUUACUAUUUAACACAAGUGGACCCACGAGGGUCUUUACCCAAGUGGGUAGUGAACAGGGUCUCACAGUUUGUGGCACCAAAGGCAAUGAAAAAGAUUUACAAGGCCUGUCUGAAGUACCCUGAGUGGAAGCGAAAACACGAGCCGAAUCUGAAGCCAUGGAGGUACCCGGAGCAGAACACACUGCCCUGCAUCAACGUGGCGGAUCUGACGGUGCAGAGAGCAGAUUCACUGGAGAACAUUGACGAGAGCGGCGUCAGCGAGGAGAAAGCCCAGCACCACAGCGAUGAUGACGAGACCUAAAACUGCUCUCUCAUAUCCAUCCUGGAGAUCAGGCACAGAACAAACUAACAUUAUAGUGUUUGCAGAGAUUUCAAGACCUCCAUACACUCAACACAGUUCUGUAGUCAUCUUUUAUCAUGUAUGAUCAAAUAAAACAUUCAAAGUUAA